Messenger RNA from Prunus mume (Japanese apricot), 1842 nucleotides. RefSeq lists its product as uncharacterized. The record is from RefSeq and is a predicted model, not a curated record. NCBI's taxonomy places the organism in Eukaryota, Viridiplantae, Streptophyta, Magnoliopsida, Rosales, Rosaceae.
AAUAGAGUAGAGCCAGCCAUCACUACUACUACUACUACCCAGAAAAAAAAAACAAAAACAAAAAGAAAGCAAAGAGGGCCAAUUAGGGCUCCGUCGGAAAGUUGAACCCAAAAAGGUAACGCCCUCUAAGCUUUUCUCUCUCUUACCACCACACGUACCCACUUGGUGCUCUCAGUGCUUUCCAUUAUCCGCCAUUUGGAGCUAGAGGAAGCCAAUGGUUUAAAAAAAUUUCUGGGUUUUGGUUAGUACUGGGUCGGAGUCGUGCUCUGCUUCUUCUUGUGUUGCUCGAGCUUUCAAGAUUUUAUCAGUUAUGGCGGUUUGGUGUGGUAUAAUUGAGCUAGCUGUAAUCGUCGUUGGGCCAUGGAAUCUAGGGUUUUGAUGACCCAAGGUUCUUUUAAUAAUUGAACAACCCCAAAGCAGUGAUUUUGUGGGAUCAAGAAAGAAAGCGUUGGCUAUACGCGAUGUGGAAUUUCAAUUCGUUCAGAAAAAAUUUGCGUUGAUUUGAAUUGCUUAGUUGAUUGUAUGCUGUCCUUUGUUAGAGAGAUUGGGAUUUAAUUGUGGAAAAAUAGAAGGAAAUGGCGAUGGAGUCGAACACGGGGUUUCACCACGACGAAACUUUCGGGUACGGUUUGAACCGACACGCGAUAUCAUUCCAGUCUGGGGCCAUAAACAGCACCUCGGAUAUGAUUCCGAUGGGGAAUUACUUUGGGACGGAUGGGGGCAUGAUGUUCUCUGCGAAUUCGGGUAUCAUUAACAACAACCCUGUAAUUAGUCAAUCUGGGAAUUCAUCAGGUUCUCUUCUUCUCGAUUCGGUGCCCGGGCUCAAGCAUGACACAGGCUUGGCUGUUGAGUGGUCUGUGGAGGAACAAUACAAAUUGGAGGAGGGCCUUGUCAAAUAUGCCGAGGAACCAAGUAUUAUGAGGUACAUAAAGAUUGCGGCAACAUUGCGUGAUAAAACUGUGCGUGAUGUUGCUUUGAGGUGUAGAUGGAUGACGAGAAAGCGUAGGAAACCUGAAGAACAUAUUAUGGGAAAGAAGGGGAACAUUAGGAAGGAUAAACUGAUGGAGUCUUCCUCAAAGACAAACAUACUGUCAGCUCCACCACUAGACAUGGCUGCAUAUUCUCUUAUGGUGCACCAUAUGGACCAUAAUGAGCGUUUGCAUUGUGAAGGAAUAAGUGGCACAGCCAAGCAUCUGUUGGAGCAAAAUGCUCAAGCUUUUAGUCAAAUCACAUCUAAUCUUUCUACAUACAAGUUACAGGAAAACAUUGACCUCUUCUGCCGCACGAGGAACAAUAUAACUUCAAUCCUAAAUGACAUGAGAGGUAUGCCUGGCAUAAUGAGCCGAAUGCCACCAUUGCCUGUAUCCAUUAAUGAGGAGCUUGCUAAUAGUAUCUUGCGUAAUACAACUUAGACAAAUCAAGGUCCUGAAUCCUGAUGGACUGCCUCAUUGUCUGAGCGCAAAGUGUACAAGUUGGGAACCAGAGUUGCAAAUAUCUGACAAGGCCUACGCAGAGCCUCCUCAAUUCAAAUCAUGGUCUCAAUAUGUCAUUUGAUCGUGUAGUGCUCCAUCCCUUGGCUGCAUGUGUCGUGUCUAAAUACAUAUUAUGUACCCUUACUCUCAUUUGUGCAGAAAAUAAGUGAUAUAUAAAUAUAGUUGGAGCUGCAGGCACUUUUUCUUCCUUUUUCUUUUUUCUUCUCUUGUAAAUUUCAAUUUAUAAUUGCUAAUUGCACCACUUCGCUUAUGUUGGGUACCGUGGUUUGAUUUGCCCAUUUUUCCUUCCACCUUAAUGAAACACUUUAAAAUUCAAUUCUAUGGGGAAGAAAGGGUAGUGAUUUUCUAA